Rhinocladiella mackenziei CBS 650.93 is the source of this 1050-nucleotide messenger RNA. RefSeq lists its product as uncharacterized. The transcript has 5 exons. Lineage: Eukaryota; Fungi; Ascomycota; Eurotiomycetes; Chaetothyriales; Herpotrichiellaceae. The record is from RefSeq and is a predicted model, not a curated record. The coding region runs from base 1 to 1050 and encodes 349 amino acids.
AUGGCGGUGAGAUCGGCAUUUGAUCCCAAGGACAUGAUCUUCCGACACCUUGGUCCAACUGGAUUGAAGGUCUCGGUUUUCUCACUGGGCGGUUGGCUCACAUACGGCGGCACUCAGAAAGGCACCAUUGUCAAGGAAUGCAUGCAAGCGGCUUGGGACCAUGGCAUCAAUUUCUUCGACACCGCCGAAACAUACGCCGACGGUCAAUCCGAAAUCGAGAUGGGCAACGCUCUCAAGGAACUUGACUGGCCACGAGACGAAUACGUUCUCUCCACCAAGAUUUUCUUUGGCACCGGUCGAAAAGAACCCAACACCCGCGGUCUCUCUCGAAAGCACGUCGUUGAAGGCCUCAAGAGUUCCUUGGAACGUCUCCAACAACCGUAUGUCGACAUUGUUUUCGCUCAUCGACCCGACUAUGCCACUCCAAUGAAGGAAAUCGUCGAGGGUUUCACCCAAGUCAUUCGCAACCUCAAUUUGGCAUACUAUUGGGGCACUUCCGAAUGGUCUGCCGCCCAGAUCACCGAGGCAACUCUCAUCGCUGAGAAGUACCAUCUGAUCGCCCCCAUUGCCGAACAACCGCAAUACAACGCUUUCCACCGUCAACGCUUCGAAGUCGAAUACGCUCCCUUGUACCAAGAAUACAAAUACGGCACCACUAUCUGGUCACCUUUGGCAUCCGGCAUCUUGACAGGCAAAUACAACAACGGCAUUCCCGAAGGAUCACGCUUCAGCAACCACAAAGACUUCUUCAACACCGCUAUCGCGAUCCUGCAGCAGCCUGAAGGGAAAGCCAAGAUCGAGAAGGUGAAGGAAUUGACCAAGAUUGCCGAACGCCUCGGAGGCAAUGUCUCACAACUCGCACUGGCGUGGUGUGCCAAAAACGAAAACGUCAGCACGGUCAUCCUGGGCGCCACCAAGGUCGAACAGAUCAUCGAUAACUGUAAAGCUCUCAAGUUGAUCGACAAAUUGGACGACAAGACCAUGCAAGAAAUCGAGAAGAUUCUCGACAACAAGCCUGCAAUGCCAGCGACCUUUGGGAGAUCGAGGUAG